This is a messenger RNA of Cylicostephanus goldi, 642 nucleotides long. NCBI's taxonomy places the organism in Eukaryota, Metazoa, Nematoda, Chromadorea, Rhabditida, Strongylidae. The record is from the annotation of a GenBank genome assembly.
AUGUGCUUCCUUCAACAGGAACGACGCAACAAAAGCGAUCAAUGUUUGGUGUGGUCGGAGCAGUCGGUGUCUGAAAUGUGUGCCCUCAAGCCAGACGAGCGUAUCCGUCGACUUCGUACAACCUUCCUAUUCUCUGACCUUCAACCGAUUUCCUUAUAUUCGGUGUUUGCUGCCGGCUCCAACAGCGAAGGCUGGUCCAGACGCCUCCUCUCCGGAGUGCGCGGCAGCGACUGCGUCCGAGAGAGUGGCGAACGAUGCAAUGCAUGCUUCAAUCGUCUUGCGACAGCGUUACGACGUCUUGACGACGCUUAUCGAUCUUUCGAUCAAUCGUGGUAUAAGCGAUGGCUACUCGUUCAAACAGUUUCUAUAUGGCGUGAACCACCUUGCGUGAACUGGUGUUAUUAUGCUCAACUCGCUUGCCCGCACCUUGCCACAUCGAAAGUUGUCGAUUACGCUGGUCAUCCAUCGUUCCAGUGCAGAGAGGGUUCUGGUGCUCUUCCUUUGCUGACGUGGGCGAUUUCAGAUCUGGAUAUUCCGUUACCACAGGAGCCAGAAGCAUCCAGGUGUGGAUGUGUGCACCCAUGCGAUCUUCGUGGUAUCGUCACUGAUGGUGACAUGGCGCGCAUGGCCAUGUCCGGCCAC